CAAAUUUGCCCCCUGCAAUCCAGAACGCAAUCAUGUCGACGCCAAUGACUCUUGAUGACAAGCUCAAUCGCUCGCUCGGCGAUCUGAUCACCGACUCGCGCAAGGCCAAGCAGGCAGCCAACAAGAAGAAGGCGUCCGCGACCAAGGCUGCCGGCGGUGCCAAGAAGGUCGCUGCAGGGAACAAGGCCGGCGGUGCUGCCAAGAAGGGUGCUGCGAAGGGCGCCAAGAGCCCCGCCAAGCAGCCCCAAGCCAAGCAGCAGCAGCAGCAGCAACAGCAGAACACCAAGAACACUGCCGUCAAGGCCAAGGCGCGCCAGACAAUCCAGGCCAACCAAGCGAACGCCCGCGAUCGCCAGCGAAACGCCAAUCGCCCUGGUCUCAACGACGACAAGCCGUCCACCCCUGUCAAGAGGUCGGGCAAGAAGGCUCAGUCGCCGGCCAAGAAGGCCCAGUCGCCCGCCAAGAAGGUUGUCGCUGGCGGCAAGCGUGGCACCACCAUCACUCCGAAGAAGUCUCAGACUCCAGUGCGUGCGCAGCAGCCAAUCACUGCAACCACUCCUGUGAUGCUGAUUCCCGUGCCCGUCGGUGGCAUGGGCGCGAUGGGCGGCCUUGUCAGCCCGCAGCUAAUUCAGGCGGCCCAACUGGCCAAGCCCGCUUUCAGCCUGCCGUCCAGGCCUGCUCAGAAGGCCGCAUCGCCCAAGCAGUCCCCCAAGCAGCAGCGACAGCCCCGACAGCAAGCAAACAAGCCGCAAAAGCUGCAAAAGCAGCAAAAGCAGCCACAGCAGUCGCCCAGGGCCAACCCUGCUUCGCCUCGUGCCAUGCAACAGCAGCCAAUCUUCAUGAUGCCGAUGCCCUUCGCCAUGGCUGCUCAACAGGCUGCCGCUGGUGGUCGCCGAAACAUGCGCCGCUAAGCAAAACAAGUCCGAGGUUGCGCCAGUGUUUGGAAGUCGGUGUGUGUUUUUGUUUCCGUGUCUUCUACAAUGUGUGUCUGUUGCUUCAGUUGCUUUUUGUGUGCGUGUGCAGUCAAUGCCUUUGGAAAUCCCGUGUUUGUUGUUGUUGGUUUGAUCAAAUUCAAGCAAAAUCGCUACUUGCUCUCACAAGUUGUCCUCGCCUCUCGCUGUGACUCUAUCUCAGUCUCUUAUGAGCACUUUUUGCC
Messenger RNA from Capsaspora owczarzaki ATCC 30864, 1156 nucleotides. RefSeq lists its product as hypothetical. The record is from RefSeq and is a predicted model, not a curated record. The transcript is spliced from 7 exons. The coding region runs from base 33 to 911 and encodes 292 amino acids. Lineage: Eukaryota; Filasterea; Ministeriida; Capsasporidae.